AUGCUGGACCUCUUCUUCCCCAAGAUCUGGGCUCACGAGUCCGAGCCCACGGAACAAGUGACGCCGGAAGUAGGAGAUGACAAGCAGACGCCUCAGGUCCGGGUCGACAGCGAUACCUCCGAUGGCGAGUCCUUCACCAGCGGUGCGCAGACUGGUGUGAAGAACAUUGAGGCUGUGACCUCCGUAUGGACCAAGACGGAUCUUAUCCUUGCCUACAUCUUCAUUUGGUGCAUCUACUUCGUGUCGAGCAUGCAGCAAGGCAUGACCUCCAGCCUGACGCCCUAUGUCACCAGCUCAUUCCAGGCCCACUCGCUUACCGCGGCGACCGGCAUCAUGUCCAGCUUAAUCGGUGGUCUCGUCCAGCUACCUCUUGCAAAGAUUCUGGAUAUUUGGGGCAGGCCACAAGGGUUUGCGGUCAUGGUAUUAUGCUUGACUAUUGGCCUUAUCAUGAUGGCCGGGUGCAACAAUGUCGAGACGUAUGCGGCUGCGCAGGUGUUCUACUGGGUUGGGUACAACGGAACGGGCUAUGCUCUGUCCAUCUUUGUCGCAGACACAUCCUCCCUCAAGAACAGAGGGCUUAUGUUCGCCUUCAUCAGCUCGCCAUACAUCGCUACCACGUGGAUCGGCGGUCCAAUCGCAAAGUCCUUCCUCAAAGGUGCUGGAUUCCGCUGGGGCUUUGGCACCUUUGCCAUUGUCGAGCCUCUUGUCACGGUUCCACUCUUUGUUCUGUUCGUCCGCAACUACCGCAAAGCGAAGAAGGCUGGCCUGAUCACCCCUCGCAACUCCGGACGGACUGCCUGGCAAUCGUUCAAAUACUACGCCAUCGAGUUCGAUGUGAUCGGCUUGCUCCUGAUUGUCAGCGGCCUGGCUCUGUUCUUACUACCAUUCAGCCUUUACUCCUACCAAUCGGAAGGCUGGCAGUCACCCAUGAUCAUCUGUAUGAUUGUAUUCGGUGGCUUGUUGUUGAUUGGUUUUGGCUUCUACGAGAGAUUUUUGGCCCCUAAGACGUUCAUACCCUUCGGCCUUCUUACCGACCGAACUGUACUCGGCGCGUACAUACUCAGCGCGAUUAUAUUUGUGCAGUGGGUCCGUUAA
This is a messenger RNA of Saxophila tyrrhenica, 1095 nucleotides long. RefSeq lists its product as uncharacterized. Gene Ontology annotation, cellular component: plasma membrane. Lineage: Eukaryota; Fungi; Ascomycota; Dothideomycetes; Mycosphaerellales; Extremaceae. Bases 1 to 1095 code for a protein of 364 amino acids. Gene Ontology annotation, molecular function: transmembrane transporter activity. Gene Ontology annotation, biological process: transmembrane transport. The record is from RefSeq and is a predicted model, not a curated record. The transcript has 3 exons.